AUGUUGGAGGUGACAGAGGGUUGGCACGAUUUCGGGGGUCUGAAAUGGGAACUGGUGCUGUGCUUGCUCCUGGCCUGGAUCAUUGUGGCAGCUUCCCUGAUCAAAGGGGUUCAAAGCUCGGGUAAAGUGGUCUACUUCACAGCGCUGUUCCCUUAUCUCGUCCUCGUCAUUCUUUGCAUCCAAGGGGCAACUUUGCCAGGCGCUUCGGAGGGCAUAAAAUUCUACCUCACGCCGAAAUGGGAACUUCUGGCGGCGCCGAAAGUUUGGGCAGAAGCGGCAACGCAAAUUUUCUAUUCUCUCGGCCCUGCUUUCGGAGGACUUAUCACUCUUUCUUCGUACAACAAGUUCAAAAACAACUGUGUCAGGGAUGCCAUCGUCAUCGCAUUUUCCAACUGCUUGACUUCUGUGUUCGCCGGCUUCGCUAUCUUCUCCAUUGUUGGGUACAUGGCUCAUGAACUGGGUGUUCCGACAAGUCAGGUCAUAAAAUCUGGACCUGGUUUGGCUUUCAUAGCUUACCCGGAUGCGAUCGCUCAGAUGCCCUUGUCACCCGUUUGGGCCGUCCUCUUCUUCGUGAUGUUGAUCACCCUGGGGCUAGACUCCCAAUUCACAAUGGUAGAGACACUCAUCACUGCCUUGCUGGAUGAAAUGCCACAUUUGCGCAGCCGAAAGUCUUCGGUGGUCAUUGGCAUUUGCGCUGUCAUGUUCGUGCUGGGUUUGUCCAUGUGCGCUCGUGGCGGCAUUUACAUGUUCACACUCAUCGACAGCUACUCGGCUGGGUGGUCCCUGCUGAUUUUGGCAUUGCUUGAAAUUGUAGCUGUGCAUUAUGUGUAUGGCAGCACGCGGUUCAUGGCGAACAUCAAAGAAAUGGUCGGGGAAUGGAUGUACCCUUCGCGGUACUACUGGCUCAUCAACUGGUGUUUCCUGGCGCCUGGCCUCAUCACAAGCAUCUUGUUUUUCUCCUGGAUCAUGUAUGAACCAGCUUCGUACGGAGGAGAGCCGUUUCCGCUUUGGGUGAAUGUCAUCGGUUGGGCCAUGGCAUUUAGUCCCCUGAUCAUAUUUUUAGUUAUGGGUGCCAAUCAGUACAAGCAGGCCAUCAGAAAAAACCUUGGUUGGCGAAGUUUAUUCCGCCCGUCUGCGAGCUGGGGUCCGGCAUAUGUCAGGGAAAACUUGCCAAGUCAAAAGGCGAAAACGGACAACGAAAUCUCUGCCAAUUCUGGCUACGACAAUCCAGUAUUCAGUGAAAACCCAUCAGAAUACGUGACUUCAACACAUUUAUGA
Molecule: messenger RNA, 1278 nt
Organism: Notodromas monacha
Lineage: Eukaryota; Metazoa; Arthropoda; Ostracoda; Podocopida; Cyprididae
Source: the annotation of a GenBank genome assembly